Messenger RNA from Telopea speciosissima, 2445 nucleotides. RefSeq names its product amino acid transporter AVT6E. The record is from RefSeq and is a predicted model, not a curated record. Gene Ontology annotation, biological process: amino acid transmembrane transport. NCBI's taxonomy places the organism in Eukaryota, Viridiplantae, Streptophyta, Magnoliopsida, Proteales, Proteaceae. Gene Ontology annotation, molecular function: amino acid transmembrane transporter activity. The transcript has a single exon. The coding region runs from base 176 to 1627 and encodes 483 amino acids.
CAAGAAGAUCGUCGCAUCGAUCAUCAAUGUCAGUAAGUUCUUUGUCCGUGACUUCUUUGAUCUGAGAGCAAAAGAAAGAAGAUCUGAAACCCUGGAAAUUCCUCUGUUUUCUUCCCCUUCUUUUAUGUGCUUUAUGCUCUCUUUAAUUUGUAAAAGCAGGGGAUAAAUUGACAGAAUGCACAGUCAUUAUUCCGCUCUUCCGAAGAGUUCAUUCGUAGAAAUUCGUGACGAUGUUGUUUCUCAGGAUAAUCUUGAUUCCUCAAACGUUAUAUCUUCCCAAAAGAACUUUGUAAAAUUACUUCCAAUAGGAGAUGCAGAAGUCAGCCACAUCGAUGAUGAUGAUGAUGAUGAUAUCACAUUUAUGGUUAGCGAUGUCAAGGAUGGCGGAUCUGGAAUCCCUGGAGCCGUUUUCAACCUCUCAACAACGAUUAUUGGCGCUGGAAUUAUGGCCCUUCCUGCCACCAUGAAAGUCCUUGGGAUAGUUCUUGGGCUUAUUAUGAUAGUUUUGAUGGGGAUCUUGUCGGAGAUCAGUAUUGAAUUACUUGUUCGGUUCUCUGUUCUUCGCAAGGCGCAUUCUUACGGUGAUGUUGUUCAGUCAGUGUUGGGUCGUCCGGCGAGGAUUCUGUGUGAGAUAUGUAUAAUUAUCAAUAAUGCAGGGGUUUUGGUAGUUUAUUUGAUAAUCAUGGGCGAUGUCAUGUCGGGUUCUCCGGAUCAUGUUGGGGUUUUUGAUCAAUGGCUUGGAAAUGGGUUUUGGGAUCACAGGAAGAUAGUGGUAUUAAUCAUUGUGGUGCUUUUUCUUGCGCCGCUUUGCUCUUUGGAGAAGAUUGAUUCCUUGAGCUUGAGUUCAGCUGCUUCAGUGGCUCUAGCUGUUGUUUUUGUUGUUGUUGCCAGUGCGAUAGCUUCUGUGAAGCUUGUUGAAGGGUGGAUAGCACCACCGAGGUUGAGCCCAGACUUUGGGUCGAGGAAGGCUAUAAUGGAUCUGCUUGUAGUGAUCCCAAUCAUGACGAACGCAUAUGUAUGUCACUUUAAUGUGCAGCCCAUCUAUAAUGAGCUCGAAGGUCGAUCUCCUCAGAAAAUGAAUCGGGUAGGGAGGAUCACUACUGUUUUGUGUGUUUUGGUUUAUGCCGCAACAGCUGUAUCUGGGUAUCUACUGUUCGGGGAAGAUACAGAAUCAGAUGUGCUGACCAACUUUGAUAGGGACCUUGGGAUCCGUUUCAGUUCAGCCCUCAACUAUAUUGUUCGUGUUGGGUACAUUCUUCAUCUGGUGCUUGUCUUCCCUGUUAUCCACUUCUCCCUAAGGCAAACAGUGGAUGCCUUGGUGUUUGAGGGAUCAGAGCCUCUGUCAGGGAGCAGGAAGAGGUCAUUGGCCUUAACAGGGGUGUUGUUGACGCUUAUCUAUAUUGCUUCCACUAUGAUUCCCAACAUUUGGACGGCUUUUAAGUUUACAGGGGCUACGACAGCAGUCUCAUUGGGUUUCAUAUUUCCAUCUCUGCUUGCAUUAAGGUUGAACCAGCAAGGGGUGGAUUUUAGCCAAGGAGAGAAGCAUUUGUCUUGGGUGAUGCUGGUAUUGGCAACAGCAGUUAGUAUCAUAGGAGUAGCUGGAAAUAUAUAUAGCCUCGACAGCUAAUCUGGAUGACACUUCCCCGUUUGAUUUUUGAUACUUCAUUAUAAGGUAAUCAGUUUGUGGAUUUGACAGAAAUUUUGGGAAAGAUAUUUCUACACGCAUAUGUUGAUGUUGUUAUAACUUUGAGUUGAAAAUUAAAUGGCUAAGGAUAUUGGGUGGUGAUGGGAGAAAAUUAUCUCCAGCUUUGACAUGGCUGUCCAGAGACUGGAGAGCUCACUGAUUGUGCUGAAAGAUACCACUUGAUGCUUUUUUGUGGAGGGCAUGUCUCUUGUUGAUGUGUUUCCUGGAGUUGUUAGAUCAUAGUCAGAAAAAUCCGGAUUAAUCUAUUAUGCUGGAGGGGGAGGUUCUUGUGGAGGCACGAUUGAGGGUAAGAUAUUUUGAUAUGUGAUGGAUUUGUGCUGGAAUUGGGUCGGUUUUACAUUCUUUAGUCCACUUAAUAAUCUUCUUAAAUUCAAACAGCCUUAAAUGCAAAGGGAAGACCGCAAGGGUUCCUAUGGAGGCGCCACAGAUUUUUAUUAUUUUGUGGAAGUUAAAAUUGUUGGAACAGUUUAUACCUUUAUGAUAGAACAGUUUUAUGUUUUAUGUUAUUCUAGCCACUUAAUCUUCUUCACAAUCUUCAAUUUUAUGAUGCUGCAACGAUGUUGCUAAUAAAUACUCUGAUAAAAGUACUCUUCCAACUGGUUUACACGAUUUGUAAAAUAUGCCAUAAAUUAGUUGGGUCAGAUAUCACUUAUUUUCUGAUUCAUGGGUUGUUGCUCAGUGUUAUGUCGGUUUGAAUGCUCACAUUUGGAUGGCUUGCAUUUAUCAUUUGUGUUGAGAUA